This is a messenger RNA of Branchiostoma belcheri (Belcher's lancelet), 1042 nucleotides long. RefSeq names its product UDP-glucuronate 4-epimerase 4-like. The transcript is spliced from 8 exons. Bases 44 to 1042 code for a protein of 332 amino acids. NCBI's taxonomy places the organism in Eukaryota, Metazoa, Chordata, Leptocardii, Amphioxiformes, Branchiostomatidae. The record is from RefSeq and is a predicted model, not a curated record.
GGAUUCUAACUGAAUCUCGGCGAAUGUAAACAACACUACUAAGAUGCUCUCCAGACCUGUCCUCAUCACUGCUGUAGGCAUCAGCUGCAUUCUGUUCCUCUACACAGUCACCAGGACUGGACACAUUCCAGGCACCGUUGAACCACCCAUCCCUGGUGCCCAGACAGACAGCCCUAAGCAUGUGUUAGUAACUGGAGCUGCCGGCUUUGUAGGCUUCCACCUGUCCAAGGCUCUGUUGGACAAGCCUCACGCUAGAGUCUUUGGUGUGGACAACUUUGACAAGUGGUCAGACUUAAAACUAAAGCAGGACAGAGCCCAUGAGCUGUAUGAAUACGGAGUGGCGCUGGAGGACGGGGACAUCUGUGACCAGGAGUACCUGACCGACCUCUUCAGGAGGGAGAACUUCACCCACGUGGUGCACCUGGCGGGGAGGUCAGGGGUCAGAGGUCAGGACCUGGAUGCCGCUGCCAUCAUGGAGAACAAUGUGGAGUGCUUUGUGAACUUACUGGAGGUCAUGAAAAACUAUAAGAACAUCAAGCUUGUCUAUGCCUCGUCAGCAUCAGUCUAUGGAAGCUCGUCCCAACUUCCUUUCUCCCCCUCUCAUCAUGUACUCCAACCUGACACCAUAGAGGGCCUUGCCAAGCGGACUGGAGAGCUCCUUGCACAGGGGUACUGUAAGGAGUAUGGUCUGCACCAGGUGGGGUUGCGUUUCUUCACGGUGUACGGGCCGUGGGGACGGGAAGACUCAGCCCUCAACAUCUUCACUCAGCAGAUGCUGGAAGGAGAGGUCCUACAGGUGUUCCACACCAGGGAGGGCCGUCCCCUGGAGAGAGACUUCCUGUAUGUGGAGGAUGCAGUUCGAGGUGUCCUGUCAGCCCUGGACUUCAGCCCGACCCACUGUGGACAUGUGUUCAACCUGGCUUCAGGUCAGGCACAGUCAGCAGUUGACCUGGUGGCUCUACUGGAGCAGCAGCUCAACAUUCAGGCACAGGCGGGCCUUAUGGCCGUGAAGGGGUCAUAUGGGGGUAACCCUGAUGCAUAA